Fusarium coffeatum is the source of this 690-nucleotide messenger RNA. RefSeq lists its product as uncharacterized. Bases 1 to 690 code for a protein of 229 amino acids. Gene Ontology annotation, molecular function: nucleotidase activity. The record is from RefSeq and is a predicted model, not a curated record. NCBI's taxonomy places the organism in Eukaryota, Fungi, Ascomycota, Sordariomycetes, Hypocreales, Nectriaceae. The transcript is spliced from 4 exons. Gene Ontology annotation, biological process: pyrimidine nucleobase metabolic process; nucleotide catabolic process.
AUGGGUAGCCAUUCAGAGAAGCCGGUUUUCUUCUUUGACAUUGAUAAUUGCUUAUAUUCACGCAAUUACAAAGUCCUAGAACUCAUGUCAGCUCGCAUCGACGACUACUUCAAAACCCACCUAGGCCUUUCUCCCGAGGAAGCAGAACAUCUUCACAAAGAUUACUACCAACAGUACGGCCAGGCAAUUGAAGGUCUCGUGCGUGAUUUUCAAAUCGACGCGCUCGACUACAACGCUAAAGUCGAUGACGCGCUGCCCCUCGACGACCUCAUCAAACCCAACCCUCAACUGCGAAAGUUCCUUGAGGAAGUUGAUACUUCGAAGGUCAGACUAUGGCUUUUGACGAACGCGUAUGUUAAUCAUGGGCGAAGAGUUGUGAAGUUGCUUGGCGUGGAGGAUCUGUUUGAGGGGUUGACGUACUGUGAUUAUACGAAGAUACCCUUUGUUUGUAAGCCACAGAAGGCGAUGUAUGAGAAAGCUAUGGAAGAGGCUGGGGUUUCUGACGUUUCGAAUUGUUAUUUUGUCGACGACUCGCACAAGAAUGUUGUUGGAGCGCAACAGGCUGGAUGGACGGCUAUUCAUUAUGUAGAAGAGGGAUUUCCUCUUCCCGCGACGCCGGCAUCGCAGUAUCAGAUUCGUAGCCUCGAGGAGUUGCGGUCGCUAUAUCCUCAGUUUUUCAAAGCUUCAUAG